Messenger RNA from Nylanderia fulva, 4109 nucleotides. RefSeq names its product TIA1 cytotoxic granule associated RNA binding protein Rox8 (gene Rox8). Lineage: Eukaryota; Metazoa; Arthropoda; Insecta; Hymenoptera; Formicidae. The record is from RefSeq and is a predicted model, not a curated record. Gene Ontology annotation, molecular function: RNA binding.
AGGAUACACUCGCUCCAUGCGAGGCAUGAACGACCCUAGUGAGUUUCGCAAGCGACCCAAUGGUUCGUGUCGGUUUUCGCGCUAUCUAAUAUGAAAGAUUGACUAGUAAUACAAAAACACGUGUCCGUUGGGUUGGUGGAAUCCGGAGCAUCGGUAUUCGCCGAUUAAAAUAUAGGUUAAUCCGGAAUUGCGUCGGGGCAAAAUCGCGUUUCUCGCAGGCGGUAGACGAAAGACUCUGAAGUUAGCGUCGAAGGGAUAUCUUCCGACGCGCUUAUAACGGGCGGCCGCGCUCGAAAGGAAACUCGAGCUCGCGAGCGGCGCGGCACGGCGCGGGGCGGCCAUUUUAUGUGAGUAUGACGUAGAGGCUGGGUGUAACUUGCGCUUCUUAUCGUUGUGCGCGAGAGAGGAAGAGAACAUCGGUCCCCGCUGAAGCGACCGAUGAGGGCUGAAGUUGGCGCGAGACGGUGACGUAAAUCAGCUGGGCGACUCGUAUCGAAAUUGGCAUCUCUGCCCGUGUCCCGCUUUGAACAAAUAUCUCCCCGACCCCGCGGAAGUUAGCGGCGCUCGUGGCGACCCCGCGGAGGGGAGAGGAGGGUGUGCGAACGAGAUAAACGAACGAACGAACGAAAAUUCUCGACUUACGGACACUAUAAAUUCCCGACUACUUUUACCCUCACUUUUCGUCCCCCCCAACUAAUAUAAACGAGCUGGCCGAAAGUGUUCGCCACGGCAGCGUCAGUAUGAGCGAGGAAAGUAAUCCACGUACGUUGUACGUGGGCAACCUGGACGCCUCGGUGUCCGAGGACCUUCUAUGCGCCCUCUUCAACCAGAUCGGCGCGGUGAAGGGCUGCAAGAUCAUCCGAGAACCCGGGAACGACCCAUACGCCUUCGUCGAAUUCACGACUCAUCAGAGCGCGGCCACGGCGCUCGCGGCGAUGAACAAACGCUCAUUCCUGGAGAAGGAGAUGAAGGUUAACUGGGCGACCAGUCCGGGGAACCAGCCGAAACUCGACACCAGCAAUCACCAUCACAUAUUCGUGGGUGAUCUGUCGCCGGAGAUCGAGACGCAGACGCUGAAGGAGGCGUUCGCGCCCUUCGGCGAGAUCAGCAACUGCAGGAUCGUGCGCGACCCCCAGACCCUGAAGAGCAAGGGCUACGCAUUUGUCUCGUUCGUGAAGAAGUCCGAAGCCGAGGCGGCGAUCAACGCGAUGAACGGCCAGUGGCUCGGCUCGCGCAGCAUCAGGACGAACUGGUCCACCAGGAAACCGCCACCGCCGAGGUCGGAGCGGCCAAGACACUCGAACAAUAGUAAACCCAACUAUGAGGAGGUAUAUAAUCAAAGUAGUCCUACCAAUUGCACUGUAUAUUGCGGGGGUUUCACGAACGGCAUCACGGACGAGUUGAUAAAGAAAACUUUUUCACCCUUCGGCACCAUCCAAGACAUAAGAGUAUUCAAAGACAAGGGAUACGCUUUUAUAAAAUUUACCACUAAGGAAGCUGCGACGCACGCCAUUGAAUCGACACAUAAUACAGAGAUCAAUGGUAGUAUUGUGAAAUGCUUUUGGGGAAAGGAAAACGGGGAUCCAAACAGCGUCGGUCCAAACGCCAAUCACCAAACUCAACAGGUGACAGCCGGAGUAGGGCAGUACGCAUACGGAUAUGGCCAACAGAUGGGUUAUUGGUAUCCUCAGGGCUAUCCGCAGAUGCAAGGACAGUUCCUGCAGCCCGCCCAAUAUUACGGUCAAUAUUACGGGCAACAGGCACAAUAUAUGAACAGCAUGAGGAUGCCUGCACCGAGCGCGGGUGCCUGGCAGCCUACGCAAGCCACCGCCGCACCCCCGACAGCGAGUGCGCCCUUGCCACCGGGACAACAGCCAACCAUGGUAACAUAUACCAUGCCACACCAGUACCCCACACAAUGAAAUUCAUCAUUGACCAGCUAAUUGUUACGUAUGAUAUAUAUAGUUGCCUCGGGGUUGCUGUGAAAAUCGUUCUGUCAUAUACCUAGAGCAACAUUUACAUUUCAGUUUUUAUUUCUGCGAUCAUAAAAUAAACACACGAUUCCAAGUAGCAGGCUGACGUCAUUAAACGUCAAAAUAACGUCAUUUUGACGUCUGUCGAUGUCUAAUAAUGUCGUUUUCAUGUCUAAUGACGUACGCAUACUACCUGAAAUUUCAUUCGCAAAAAUUCCAUUUACAAAAAAAAAACGAAAAACAUGAUGUAAAAGAAAAAUCUUGUUCUCCAAAACACACGCUUAUUUUUUUUUAUACGUUCCUUCCAUGUCAUAGAAAAAAAAGGUGUAAUGUUAAUUACAUCACGAGAUGUGUAACAUUGUCGACGGCACACUUCUCGUAAUAGGAAUUUAAUAAGUUUCACGAUUUUUUGUCGACCCCCCGAGAUGUUGACCAGGUAUAUCUCCGAACUCUCUUCCUUUUUACGGACCCCUGAAAAAAAGAACUCAAAUCGCAGCCCCGCACGCGUUUAUGCUGCGCAGAACGCUGACGUGCGGCAGUUUUGCGAUAUUUAUUUAUUUUAUUUUUUUUUUUUUCCAUAUCCUUUUCCAACCGCGAGACAAGACAAGAAGAGACUCUCUGAUGAAAUCUUUCUUAUUUUCCAAUUUUUCGUAUCAUCGGAUAUAAACGACGACACAAAUGUUCAUUUGACAGUGAAAAUAAUGCAAAUAUGCGGUAUCACGAUGUACCGAACAUAGUUGAUAAGAUAGAGAAAAGCGUGGAUUUAGCUAGACACGAUGCCUGUGAUGAUGAUGUUUAAUAGCUAGACUUUUGCGCGAUGAACGCCAGGAACGUGUGCGGGGCUUCUUAUAACAAAUAAAUGAAAUGAACUCUGUGCUAGCGGGAGUCUACUAACGAGUAACAAGUUUUUCUCGUUAUGUGAUAUUUAUCGUCGGUGGUUGAUGUAUAAAAAACUUUGCUAUAAGCGAACGAACGAGCGAGAGAAAGAGAGAGCGAGCGCGCGAGAGAGAGGGAUGAUUUUGCUAUAAACAUUAGUGAAUUGAGAUUUCCUUGUGCGAAUGCGAAUUUAAGCACAUUAAUCGCUACAACGAUGUGCAUUAAAUGGCGAGUGUCGACCAAAACGUAUCUCUUUGUAUGCUGCGUUGCUUGCCUGUUCUUUUCCUGGACCUUAUGUUCUAUAUCUAUUCAUGUAGGGAAUGUUCGUAAUUUAUAAUAUGUUGUGCUUAUAUUUUUUAUGAAAAAAUACCUUGCCAUGGAUUUUAAAAAGGAAAGAAAACAAAUGUAGAUUGUUGAUUCGAAACCCUAACAGCACACAUAUCUCGAAGACAUUCAGAGAACAUCCUAAGGAUGUUCGAAUGUUCUCUGAAUAUCCUCUGAAUAUCUUUCGGAUAUGUUGUAUGCUAUUAGGGAAGUGUACAACAGGAAGUACGAAGAGAUUGGUCGGAUAUCGCCAUCAAAACAUAUUCUAUCAUAGAAUAAGUAAUUUAGCGACUCCUCACCACGUUUAUAUAAACGACCUAGCCGAUCGAAAAAAAAUAAAAGUAAAUGUAAUUUAAGUAAGUUUAAUGAUAAUAAUAAUGAUAAACACAUGCAUACUUCCAUCGGAGCUAUAAUUCUCAGUCAAGGACAAGUCACACAUUGAUAUAUCUUGAUCUUGGAAUUAAGAUAUAUGAAGAGCAUUGAAAAUAAAAAAAAGAGAGAAACGUGUGUAUGUAUAUGUGUACACUACCAUGAACACAUAUGUGAAUGUGUAUAUUUCAUGAUAGUUUAAGUAUACAGAUGUCGAUAAUUAAUUUUUACACGGUGAAACGACUCUAUAUUCUUUUUUUCGAUUUGACAAUCAGCCGUGAAAUAUGAAAACGUCUACAAAGUUUUCUUCAGAAUUAUCAUAGUCUGUAUAUGGCACGAUUCGUGUCUUCCAAAUUCACACAUCGUAACAAAAAGUCACAGCAGCGCACUUUCGGUUUAUCUUCAUUAAGAGUUUCUGUAAUCCUUACUGCAACUAUAUUGAAUUAUGGACGCCAGAAGAAGCGAGAAAUCAUGUAAAUUUUUCUAUCGCAAAAAAAGUAAAUUUUUUUUGUACACCACCGCUCUCUUGUAUUCGAUACUAUGGAUUAGUAAAAUCCAUUAACCAAA